Messenger RNA from Aspergillus steynii IBT 23096, 552 nucleotides. RefSeq lists its product as uncharacterized. The record is from RefSeq and is a predicted model, not a curated record. The coding region runs from base 1 to 552 and encodes 183 amino acids. The transcript has 3 exons. NCBI's taxonomy places the organism in Eukaryota, Fungi, Ascomycota, Eurotiomycetes, Eurotiales, Aspergillaceae.
AUGGGAGCAACCUCCGUCCGCCGCAAUAUUUUCCAUCACCAUCUGAGUCGACGGCCAGUGUCUGCCGCCCCUUCGAAUGCCUCGGUGCAACUUACUGGCAGCGCAGCUAACCACGGUGUCUCCGGUCUUUCCUCGCACAUGCUAUCGUCCGCUGCGUCUGAAUCUACCUCGUCUCUCAGCUCGGGCCCAGUCGACAAUGGAGAAAUUGUGACUCGGGACAAGAACGGCGGCUACAAGCUCGACAUCCCCGUUCUUCCGCCGAUUGCUGGACAGGAAGGUGAAGAUGAGAUGGAGGGUGUCGAGGGUGGGGGCAUGUCCGGAGGCCCUGGGGCCAGAGGUACCGAUCCUACGGCGCAGGCAGGCAUGAGUGAACGGGAAAAAAAGAAGAUUGAGGCAACUUUGGUGGAAAUGAUGUGCCGAAGCCGCAACAGACAACUGAGCAGUGAACCGGCUGAAAUUCUAACCCUCAUCCACCAAAGCCUCCGGAAUAAAGUAGCCGCGUUGGACGAAGACAAUUGGAUGUACGAACCAGAAAGCGACGCAGGGCUCUGA